AUGUAUGUAUAUAUGUAUGUAUUUAUUAUUGUAUGUAUGUAUGUAUGUAUGUAUGUAUGUAUGUAUGUAUGUAUGUAUGUAUGUAUGUACGGUAUGUAUGUAUGUAUGUAUGUAUGUAUGUAUGUAUGUAUGUAUGUAUGUAUGUAUGUAUGUAUUUAUAAAGCCUUACCUGCAUGCCACAGUACCUUUUCCCUUGAUAUGCCAGCAACAGGGCAUAUGAAUGCUCCUUUUUCCUUCGUUUUUUCUUUGGUUCACCUGCAUUACACAGCAAAUAAUAAAACGAAUGAUAUUCAUAGCGCCCUACGCAUAUUUCCAGUUUUAGCCGGAUUGAAGGGCCUAGCAAUCUGA
Gongylonema pulchrum is the source of this 348-nucleotide messenger RNA. Lineage: Eukaryota; Metazoa; Nematoda; Chromadorea; Rhabditida; Gongylonematidae. The record is from the annotation of a GenBank genome assembly.